UUACCUUCAGCGAACCGAUAGACUCAUACCUAUUUCUCUGCCGUUCCUUCUCGUUCUAUUUAAGUUAAAGCGCCGCCAUGCCCGCCGCCGCCGCCGCCGCCCCCCUCGGGACGCUCAUGUACCAAGUGGACGAGACUCUCAGAACCUUCGGCUUCGACAUCAAGAGCCUCGUCAAGUCCCUCGACCUCCAGACCUUCGGGCUCGUGACGCUCCUCGUGGUCGGGGCGGUGUUCCUCUUCGACUUCCUGAGCUACGGCUACGCCUCCUACACCGGGGACGCCUCCGGGCACACGUCCUACGGCAGGAGCCUGGUCACGACGGCGGCCAAGGUGUGGGACCAGCGCGAUCAGCUGGGCCUCAACCCCUACGUCCGCGGCGGCCGUGGACUGGAUUCCACCACACAGAUCCUGGACGAUAUCGCUGACGCCAUCUUGAAGUAUGAAGGACUGGACCACAAUGCCGUAGGACAGUCUAGGCAGAGCAAAGUACUCCAGAACUAAUAGUGUAAAAACAAUAUUUUAGUUUACCCUUCUACCCGCACAGCAGAAAACGGGAAAUACCUUUCCCUUGCAGCGACUGGAGAUGUUUAUUUGUAGAUCUUUUAUAAAUUAUUCUUUGCAGGCCGAAGAUAAUAUCGUUAUAGCUGCGUUGAAUAAAACUUACCUGUGA
Penaeus indicus is the source of this 669-nucleotide messenger RNA. RefSeq lists its product as uncharacterized. The record is from RefSeq and is a predicted model, not a curated record. The transcript has 3 exons. The coding region runs from base 78 to 500 and encodes 140 amino acids. Lineage: Eukaryota; Metazoa; Arthropoda; Malacostraca; Decapoda; Penaeidae.